Molecule: messenger RNA, 504 nt
Organism: Parnassius mnemosyne (clouded apollo)
Lineage: Eukaryota; Metazoa; Arthropoda; Insecta; Lepidoptera; Papilionidae
Source: the annotation of a GenBank genome assembly
AUGUGGGCUAGAUUCGGUCUGCCAAGACAGAUAGUGAGUGACAACGGUCCGCCAUUUACUAGUCAGGAAUUUCAGUUAUUUCUUAAGGAUAACGGUAAAGAACACAUAUUUUCAGCACCCUAUCACCCGGCUUCGAAUGGCGCAGCUGAGAAUGCGGUUAGAAUGUGCAAGCGGGUUAUAAAAAAGGCACUGGUACAGGGUGUGAAUAUCGAUAUCGCGCUUAAUAGGUUUCUACUCGUAUAUCGUAACACCGAACACUGUACUACCGGUGUGAGCCCCACGAAAUUAUUACAAGGUCGUUCACUGCGCACACGCCUCGACUGUCUGAAGCCGGAGCUGGGGCCCCGCGUGCGGCGCGAGCAGGCGCGGCAGGCGCGCGCCGCGGGCGGCAGUCGCCGGCAGUUCGCGCCGGGAGACCGCGUAUGGUACCGCGAUUAUCGUAACUCGGUUGUAAAAUGGUUAAAAGGAGAAGUACACUCACUAAAACGGACUAUAAUAUUCUAG